AUGUGGGGGAUCUCCAUCCUGUCGAUCGCCUUGGCUUUGCCAUGGGCCAAUGCUAUCACUCUGCACAAACGGGAUGAUCCUGCGGUCUUCUCGCUGCCGAUCGCCCGCAGUGAUCGACCUGAACCGUUACAGAAGCGCAGUUCCAAAGUUGCUAGCACGGCAUUAUACAAUGUGCAAAAUAUGUAUUAUAUGGUGAACAUCACCGUCGGCACUCCACCCCAGAAUGUCUCGCUCAGUCUCGAUACCGGCAGCAGUGAUAUCUGGGUUAACACCCCAAAUUCUACCUACUGCGAGGGGGAUGAUGAUCCCUGUUCCUCGACCGGCGUGUUCAAUUUGAAAGACUCCUCUACCUUCAAAAUGCUAGAUUAUGAGAUGAACGCUACCUACGUUAGUGGAUUUUUGGCUGCAGGUCAUUACGCCACUGACACACUGGUGAUCGGAGAUGCCAAGGUGAAAGAUAUGGAGUUUGCAGUGGCAGAACAAAGUCUCAAUCCCCAUGGCAUUUUGGGAAUCGGAUAUGCAGCAAAUACUGAUGCCGCCACUCAUUUCGGCAAAGAAUACGCCAACCUUCCGGAAGCGCUCGUUAAAAGUGGUGCUAUCAAGUCGACUGCCUACAGCCUGUGGUUGAAUAAAUUCGAUGGCACUGGAAACCUUCUUUUCGGAGGUGUCAACAAAGCCAGAUAUCAAGGCGAGCUUCAAACUGUGCCCAUUAUACCGAUAUACGAGAAGUACUAUUCUUUGUCUAUCGCCUUGACAGAUAUCUCUGUGAAGACCACGAAGGGCAGCAAGGAAUUUGCAACGGGUCUUCCCUUGGCCGUCACCCUGGAUAACGGAAGCCCUUUCAUUGUUUUGCCCAAAGAAGUAGUGGACCCUAUUUACAAGGAGAUCGGUGGUGGUUAUUCAUCGACCGUUGGUGGCGCCUAUGCUCCCUGCGAUAUGUACACGGCAGAUUACAAUGUGACCUUUAGCUUCUCGGGUGCCAAAGUCACGAUCCCCAUCAGCCGCCUGGUUUGGGAAAAUACCUCCUACGACGGUUUCCCGAAAGACACCUGUCUCUUCGGAAUUGUCUAUGGCGAGCCCGGAGUGAGUCUUAUGGGCGACACGUUCUUGCGUAGCGCUUAUGUGGUCUACGAUCUCGCCAAUAACGAGAUUUCUCUCGCAAACACCAAUUACGAUGGGGGAGAUGAUGAUAUUCACGAGAUUGGCACGGGAACAGAUGCGGUGCCCGGUGCGACUCUGAUGCCCUCUGCAGUCACCUCCGCGACGGGUCUUGAUCCUAGUGCAACCGUGGCGUCGUCGGGCUCUUCGGGAUCCGAGCCCACUGGAACCACAGUCUAUGUCACUGAUACUAGUACUGCGACUGGAGCUGCUAAUAGCGGUAGCGCGUCGAGCACUUCAUCUCAGGGAAUGGCAGCGUUGCCCACCAGCAACCCGAACCAUCUUCUCCCCGGUCUCCUGGGAGCUGGCUUGUUGCUUGCAUUAUAG
Molecule: messenger RNA, 1485 nt
Organism: Penicillium crustosum
Lineage: Eukaryota; Fungi; Ascomycota; Eurotiomycetes; Eurotiales; Aspergillaceae
Product: pepsin-like aspartic protease
Exons: 3
Coding region: 1-1485 (494 amino acids)
Biological process (GO): proteolysis
Molecular function (GO): aspartic-type endopeptidase activity
Source: RefSeq, a predicted model, not a curated record